AUGAAUGGAGUUAUAAACAAGACGAAAAUAUAUUUUUUCCCAUUUCGUAGGAACUUUUCAACGAAGAUGGAUUAUGACGUGAUAGUCAUAGGGGGAGGUCCUGGCGGCUACGUUUGCAGCAUUCGAUGUGGUCAGAAUAAACUGAAAGUGCUGAAUGUAAAUGAGGAUAAGAAAUUAGGAGGAACUUGUUUAAAUAGGGGUUGUAUUCCUUCAAAAUCUUUACUGCAUAUUGCACAUAACUAUUAUGAAGCAAAAACACGAUUUAAAGAAAGUGGAAUAUUAAUAGAUAAUAUAAAAUUAGAUAUCGACAGUAUUCAUAAGCAUAAAAAUAAAUGUAUGGGAAAUUUGUCAGAUGGCAUUUCCUUUUUGUAUAAAAAGAACAAUGUACAUCAUAUUAUAGGGCAUGGUAGUAUUAUUGAUGAAAAUACAGUUUUAGUAAAAACAGAGAGAGAGGAAAAAAAGGUUACAGCAGAACGUAUAGUUAUAGCUACAGGAUCAAAGCCAAUUGAAAUUCCUUUGAAAAAAUUAGAUGAUAAUAAUGUAAAUGAUAUUGAUAAUGUAAAGGAUAUAUUAACAUAUGACCAUGAGGUAUUACAAACAUCAGAUGAUAUACUCAAUUUUAAAAAUAUUCCCAAAACGAUGUCAAUUAUUGGAGGUGGUGUUAUAGGAUUAGAAAUAGGUUCAGUCUUUUCAAAACUUGGUACGGAUGUUACUAUAUUUGAAUAUAAUAAUAGGUUAUGUGGUUUUCUUGAUGCAGAUGUUAGUAAAGUUUUACAGAAAACAUUAGAAAAAAUAAAAAUGAAAUUUCUUUUUAGUACGUCUAUAAUAGGUGGUCAUUUAAAAAAUAAUCAUGCCAUUUUAUAUGCAAAGAAUGAUAAAACAAAUGAAAUAAAAAAGGUCAAAUCUGAUAUUGUUCUUGUAUGUGUUGGUAGAAAAGCGAAUUUUGAAAAUUUAAAUUUAGAAAUUUUACAAAUUCAGUUAAAUGAAAAGAACAAAAUACCAGUAGAUGAAUAUUUUAAUGUAAUAUCACAUCCGACUAUUAAAGCAAUUGGAGAUGCUAUAGAUGGUCCUAUGCUUGCACAUAAAGCGGAAGAAGAAGGAUAUAUACUAGCUAAUAUGUUAUUUAAUGAAUUAAAACAAAAUAAAAAAAAAAAAUCUCAUAUAAAUUAUAACUUAGUACCGAGUGUUAUAUAUACACACCCAGAAGUAGCUACUGUUGGAUAUAAUGAAGAAAAAUGUAAGAAAUUAAAUUUCAAUUUCAAGUCAGUUAACUUUCCAUUCGCAGCAAAUAGUAGAGCAAGAACUAUAGAUGAUUACGAUGGUCUAAUUAAACUACAUGUAGAAAAAGAAACAAAUAGGAUUUUGGGUUCACAAAUUAUUGGUAAUAAUGCCAGCGAUUUGAUUUUACCAAUUUCCAUAUAUGUAGGUAAUAACGGGUCAUCCAAGAGUUUGAGCAAAAUUAUUUAUGCUCAUCCCACAUUCUCGGAGGUCAUUAAGGAGGUCGCGUUACAGUCUUUUGACAAAGCGAUACAUAUGUGA
Messenger RNA from Plasmodium malariae, 1539 nucleotides. It is a transcript of the gene LPD1, whose product is annotated as dihydrolipoyl dehydrogenase, mitochondrial, putative. The coding region runs from base 1 to 1539 and encodes 512 amino acids. The transcript is spliced from 2 exons. NCBI's taxonomy places the organism in Eukaryota, Apicomplexa, Aconoidasida, Haemosporida, Plasmodiidae. The record is from RefSeq and is a predicted model, not a curated record. Gene Ontology annotation, cellular component: oxoglutarate dehydrogenase complex; mitochondrion. Gene Ontology annotation, molecular function: flavin adenine dinucleotide binding; dihydrolipoyl dehydrogenase (NADH) activity.